This is a messenger RNA of Magallana angulata, 2467 nucleotides long. Its product is annotated as stabilizer of axonemal microtubules 2-like. The coding region runs from base 127 to 1527 and encodes 466 amino acids. Lineage: Eukaryota; Metazoa; Mollusca; Bivalvia; Ostreida; Ostreidae. The transcript is spliced from 5 exons. The record is from RefSeq and is a predicted model, not a curated record. Gene Ontology annotation, cellular component: cytoskeleton; centriole; ciliary basal body. Gene Ontology annotation, molecular function: microtubule binding. Gene Ontology annotation, biological process: microtubule anchoring.
UCACUAUCCACCAUAUUGUAAACAGGUGCUUGGUGUGCUUGACAACGCCUGUUAUGUCCAUGUAACCAAACUCCCUGGUUUAAAGAAAAGGCGUGAAAAUAACUCGGAGAUAAGAAAUCAGUGAAGAUGAAGAAGUGUAUUUGUGAAAUCUGUACUUGUGGACGGCACAGAUGCCCUCACCGCCCCACAAACGUAAUAAACAAGGGAGAUCAGCCAUGUACCCUCACAGAAUACAACAACGAGUUCAAGCAGCACCCCCUCCAGAUGAGAGAGCCCUUCAAGCCCUCCGCAGAGGCCCUCAGAGGGGGGCAGUUUGAGGACAAAACCACUCAAAGGCAAGAUUUCAUCAAGCACCCCCUGGAGAAACCGUUUGUGAGGGUUCCUGACCAGUACAGGAGACCCGAGGGUGAGAUGGAGGGGAUGACGUCUUACAAGAAGGAGUUCACGGAAAAAUACCAGGCACCUGCGAGAGCUAUUAAACAUGAUGGUCAGCGUCUGGCUCAGGGCAGAUUUGAGGGAGAGCCCACCUAUAAAACCGACUACCGGAAGUGGGACAUGUCGGGCCGCGUGGGUCCCUAUGUCUCCCAAGACGCCUGGCAGCCGCCCACCAACAGGUUUGAGGGGGAGAGCACCAUGCACCACGAUUUCAUUAAGCACGAUGCCCGAAGACGCGGUAUGAUUAAGCCCCCACAGGCGGCCCAGAUGUCCGACUCACCCUUCAACGACAGGACUGGCUACAGGGACGCUUACAUCAAACACACUCUGGAGCCAAAAUACGUCCAUCCCAAAGAGCAGUACAAAGGGCCAGGAGCACCAUUUGAGGACAUGACCACAUUCAAACGAGAUUUCAAGGGCAACCCCGGAGAGAUUACUAGAAGUUUCAAGCCUGAUAACCAAGCGUUCUCAUCCGGGAAACCGUUAGAGGACGUAACUACCAAUAGGAACGACUAUCGAAGAUGGCCAAUGGAACGCCCCUAUGUACAUGCGCAUGAGCAGUACAAAAAGCCUGACGGUACCAUGGAAAUGACCACCACGCAUAAUUCGACUUAUAGAGAGCUGCCAUUGGAUCGAGUGGUCGCUCACCGCCCGUCGUCCGCCAAUAAAGCCCGUAACGCUCCAUUUGACGGUAGUACCAGUUACGCCAACGAUUACAAGAAAUGGGAAAUGAACAAAAACAAGCCCAUGAUGCGAGACGAAUACCAUCCAAACACGGCGCCAUUUGAGGGCCUUUCUACACAGAAAGCUCAUUACAUUCCCCACGAAUUACAGCCAAACAGAAGCUUUAGACCCGAUAACACAGCUUUCCAGAGCGGCUCCAAGUUUGAGGAUGGUACCAUGUACCGCACAGACUUUACACCAAAACACGUAGAGGUAUGCCCCGUUCUAGGAAUCGAAAAGGGCCAGACACAAUUCCAGUUUGUCUCAACUGAUCAGCGAGGCCAUAAAUUGUACCAGCCCGUCUUCGAGAGUGUCCAGUCGCUAAAUGGCUUUCAGUCACCAAACCGAAUGCAGAUGACCGCUGCAUAAUCUGUACAAGAAAUUAGAAUUUAUUCCAUUUUUCCAUAUACAGAUCUGUGAUAUUAUGUUUUUGUAGUAUGUUAUGGUCGGAUUUAAUGUUGGUACAGAAUAUGGGGGAAUUCCUACUGCAUUUUCGCUCUAGUGCCUUUUUCGUUUGGUUUGGUAAAGGCAGAAAAUAGAAUCAUGAUCGGGGAAAGCUCCUGCAUGCGAAGUGGUAGUGCUAUAACUAACAAAGCCAUCAAAGUCAUAUUAAGAGGAUCGAUCGACCUUGUUCAUUGAACAUUAGUGACGCAAUAUGCUAAAAAUAAAUUUGCUUCUAUAGUUUUCUGUGACAAUUCUCUUUCUGUAUGCAACUAUAAAAUUCAUAUACCUCUAUUUUUUUAGAAUAAGGUCGCCGUUUUGGUGUCCGGAUUAUGAUAUAUAUUUAUGUGUCGUAGUUUUUGUGUUUAUUGUUAUAAAUGACAAAGUUGGUAUGAAAAAAAAAUGUUGCCAAAAGCCAGAUUUAUGUAGCACAGGAACCAAGCAGAUUUUCCGGAACUGCCUAAUAACGCUUUGUGGCGUCAUUUCCGGUCCAAAUUUUAACGUUUCUUUGCUGCAUAAACUGUCCGUUAUAUAUAGCUAUUGAUGUGUUUGAUUACUGGCAAUCAUGAUAAAAGAUAAUUAUAGUACAUGUUAUUGUAUAUAACUAUUAAUUUACGAUGUUUGCAUUGUUGCAAGUGCUUUACUCUCAAUCAGCCGCUUCUCACAUUACAUUGUUACUCCUUCCUUUCCAUGCAAUAAACAAAAUAAUCCUCACCGAAGUUUUAACAUUAUCCUCUGUAAUUUAUAACACAAUGUUUCACUGUGUUGUUACAUAUUGUAUAAAUUCGCUGUACUUUUCUUUUUUUAUUGUAUACCAUAGAUACGUAGAAUACAAUUAUAUUAAAAGAGAUAAAAAGUCCAAACUCAU